AUGUGUAGUAUUAAACGUUGUUGUAGAAAUUGUUUUCCAAACGGAUGCUGUGGAUUCUGCAAACCACCUCCUACAAUACAAAAACAAAUUGAUACGGAAAUCCAUCUAAAGAAAGCUGUCAAAGCAACAGAAAUACCUUAUGGCUUUAUUAAAUUUUAUCCAGGCGCUGCCACAGCAAAUAACACCUACACUUGUCCAAUGCUUGCUGUUCAUCUUUAUCGUCAUAGAGAAUUUAACGCUGAUAUGGCUCAAGAUAAUCGUACAAUUACUUUCGAUGGACGUAAUUGA
This is a messenger RNA of Adineta steineri, 288 nucleotides long. Lineage: Eukaryota; Metazoa; Rotifera; Eurotatoria; Adinetida; Adinetidae. The record is from the annotation of a GenBank genome assembly.